Molecule: messenger RNA, 473 nt
Organism: Camelina sativa (false flax)
Lineage: Eukaryota; Viridiplantae; Streptophyta; Magnoliopsida; Brassicales; Brassicaceae
Source: RefSeq, a predicted model, not a curated record
UUAGCGGUGUAAGGUAAGGAGAAUAAUGAAUUGAAAAGUUGUCAAAUUCCAGUUACCAAAAAAUAAAUAAUAAAUCAAAAGAGGUUGAAGUUGAGAUUUGUAGGCUCCUAAAUUGGUCAAAAACUCAAAGCAUAGUUUCAGAUUAAGACAAUAAUAAUAAUAAAAAAAUGUCUGGGAGAUUAUGUCAAAGAGACAGCGGGAUCAUGACGGCGAUGGUGGCGGUGGUUGUCUCCGACGUCGGAAUGAAUACUCUGUUUAAAGCAGCAAGCUCAAAGGGAAUGAGCUCUUAUGUAUUCUUAGUCUACUCAUAUGGAAUCGGAGCUCUUCUUCUUCUUCCUUCUCCUUUCAUCACCCACAGGUCAAGAUCUCUUCCACCGUUAAAGUUCUCAGUUCUUUGUAAAAUGGGACUUCUUGGAUUACUUGGAUGUGUGUAUCUGAUGUUGGNUUUCACAAAGGAAAAUGUUUUGUGUUAA